Syngnathus acus (greater pipefish) is the source of this 2793-nucleotide messenger RNA. RefSeq names its product transmembrane protein 41B (gene tmem41b). The record is from RefSeq and is a predicted model, not a curated record. Lineage: Eukaryota; Metazoa; Chordata; Actinopteri; Syngnathiformes; Syngnathidae. Gene Ontology annotation, cellular component: endoplasmic reticulum membrane.
ACCCGGAGGCGCUGUUGUCGAUUGUAUGCGUUACAGGGAAAACUCAUCCGGUGAACGUGUCACCCACCGAUAGUGUAUCGCUAUCUAGUCUUCUGCCUGCCGGCUCAUACACAAAUCGGCCCUCGAGGGACGGAUUGGCGUUAUCUCAGAACAUGGCCACUAAGCGGAAAGAAAGACGAGACACCGGCGGCUUGGAUUUGUCACAGGGAGAAGUGAACGCUAAUGCUACGGACCAUGUAACAUUGACAGACAGCAAUCAUGCGAGCUCGACACGCAUGUCUCUCUUAAUUCUUCUUGCCAUCUUCACCUGCUCAGCCUCACUUAUGUACCUGGUCUAUAGGAACUUCCCAGAACUUACAGAUGAGGAAAUGGGGAAAAUCAAGAUACCUAAAGACAUGGACGAUGCCAAAGCUUUGGGAACCGUAUUGUCCAAAUACAAAGACACCUACUACAGCCAGGUGUUGGUGGCCUACUUUGCAACUUAUGUAUUCCUUCAAACCUUCGCAAUUCCUGGAUCGAUUUUCCUCAGCAUCUUGUCUGGAUAUCUUUACCCUUUUCCCCUGGCUCUCUUCUUAGUCUGCUUGUGUUCCGGUUUGGGGGCUUCCUUUUGCUACAUGCUCUCCUACUUAGUGGGCCGACCAAUAGUGUACAGAUAUCUCACGGAAAAAGCCCAAAAGUGGUCACAGCAGGUGGAUAAACACAGAGACCAUUUAAUCAAUUACAUCAUUUUCUUGAGGAUAACUCCCUUUCUACCCAACUGGUUCAUCAACAUCACCUCACCUGUUAAUGUGCCCUUGGGGGUUUUCUUCAUUGGAACCUUUUUGGGUGUGGCGCCACCAUCAUUUGUAGCCAUCAACGCAGGUACAACGCUGUACAAAUUGACCACCGCCGGCGAGGCGGUGUCCUGGAACUCUCUGGCUAUACUUGCCGUCCUCGCUGGGCUCUCCAUCUUGCCUGUCUGCUUCCAGAAAAAGCUGCCAGAACUAGAGUAGAGCACAAAAGACCUCAGUAUCUGAUCCCCCAACUGUGACAGCCCCCCCAAUCCUUUCGCCUCAGGAACGUGCGCCUGUCCUUGUUGCUCUGCAUCCGUUGCAGCUACGUGAAGUCCUAGUGUGAGGUUCUCCCUCGCCGAUAACAUGACAAACAUGGCUGCAUUGCAUGGGCUGCACAAUGGUGUUUUUUUUUUCCUGGAGUUCAUCAUGGCAAUCCCGCAGAGCCUUUUAAAGGCACAACAUGUUUCUGGUGUCAGUACGCUUAAGAAAGUCUUUGGAGAGCAUAAGAAAGAUUCUGGUGCAUAUAAAAAAAAAAAAAAAAAUGCACCUGGCAAAACCUUUGCUAGAAAACUGUCUGGCACAUACUAUGAAAACGUUUCUGCCAUGGUCAAUAACCUACCACGCACAAAAAAAGAAUUGUGGUCCGCUGCUUUCUGGUGCGUACACAGUAACUUUCUAGUGCACUUGUUGAACUUCUGAUGCACGCAAGGAAACUUUCUGGUGUGCACAAUGAAAUUUGUAGUGCACUCAUGAACCUUUGUCAUGCUCACAAGAUUUUUUUUCCAGGUACGCAACAGAUAGUAGCAGACCACAAAUUCUCUAAUGUGUACAAGAAACAUACCUGCAACCCCCAAAAUCCUUAAGGGGCUCUAUAACAUGUAGGAGAAAAUGUUUUUUUAAAGAGUGAUUUUAAGGCACUUCUUAUAGGAUGUGAGGACUGGGGGGCGGGGGAUUGCAAUUAUAUGUAAUUGGUCUCCUUAAUUUGGGGUAGUGUUUCUGCUUGCUAAAAAUAACACAAUUUAAGAGCAAAAUCCACCACUGGAAUUCCCCACCUCCAGUGAAUGACAUCAACAUCCUAUUUGUAGCACCUCAACGUUCACUUCCUUUCAUGUCUUAGUGUUCCCCCCCUGUUUUAUUUCUGUGUUUAAGGAAGCAAUAACUGCUGCACUGUCACCGCUGCGUUGAAAGUGAUUUUCUGUUUUAUGCGUCAUAGUAAGUGCUUGCUUUAUGGAAUGUAUGGUGCAGCGGAGGGAAUUUAAAAUCAAAAACAAAAAAAUACAAAAAUAAACUUGAUCGAGAUGCACUGCGCAAGUGCAUCUUGUUCAUGAAAUUCUACCUCUAAAUGCGCCUAGAUUCAUGGACAUGUACUACUUUUUUAAAAAUUAUUAUUUUAACAGACUGCGGAAGCAUUUCUUGCUCACUUAAUUCCAAUCUGGAGGAUUGAAUGUCAAAUCGCUACAAUGCUCCUGUACAGUGCCAAUUGAUUAAAGUUUGCAUUCUCCUUGGUAUAGAACGACUGAUUAGUGUAGUAUUUUGGGUGGCCUAGAAUUUUCUCCAUCUCAAGGCUGACAAAACUUCAGUUAGUAUUUUUUAUUUUUUUUUGCUCCUAUGAGCAUUGAUGAAGUAAACAUGCAGACGACCCAUUUUUAUGUGAAAUAAUUUGUUGACCCUUUUUCAAGAUUUUUUAUUUAUAGCAUUGUCACGUGUUGCUUGAUCGCUUUUGUCAAAUGAGAUGUCUUAAUACAACAGAUUUCUACUAACUAAUACUAGCUACUGUAAGAGCGUCCCAAAACGGAAUUUGAAUGUUUACACAAAAACGCAAGUUGUUAAAUCAAACUAUUGUGUUUAAAUGUAAAGUAUGAACAUUUAUCAUCUGUGUUCCUCAUCUGAGUUCCUCAUCUGAGUUUUGGGAUGUUUUGUUUCUCACUGGCUUAAGAAGAAAGCUCUAUUUUACAGGGUAAUUCAAUUGGUGAAUGAAAUGUCUUCAAAUAAAUUCUGCCUCAAUAUGGCAACACUUGUA